GGUAUUGGUUGAGCCAAGAGAAAUUUUCGGUGUUGCCUAAUUUUAACAAUUCUACGAUAAUUUAAUCAGCUCUCACUAGGAGAUUUCACAUUUUCCAUCUGGGCGACAACAUCCAAAAUCGAUCCCUGAUCCCUGUUCGGCUAUUCAUGCUUCAAUUGACCCAAGUAGCCGUUCUUAUCUGUCAUCAACAUAUGCCUGCAUACUGCCAGUGACGCUAUCGCGCGCGACUAAACAUAAAUUUGUACAUACACGCGUAUGUCUGUGUAUCAUGCCAUAACGGUCGUGUGUGCGGGUGUAGUCUGCGGAAAAAACUGUUCUGACACUUUUUAUCCAGUUGGACAGUGUGUCAUUUCUUCGCGACGUUGUCAUCUGUUUGUUCAUACUUUCCUGACUACAGUGUAAUUUCUUGCUUCACUUUAAAAGACCGGGACUGGAUAAUUAACGUAUGUAUAUCUGACUAAUCGAGGACACAUCCAAAGUAAAAAAUGCCGGUCUGCAAAUUAUGCAAUACAGUCGUUGACUUCGAAUGCGGUCGAUUUGUUGCUGUCCGAGUUCAGUCUUUUUAGCAAUCAAAAUAUUUCAAAGCAUUCACUGAUCCUUUAAAGCCUCGGAAGUCAUCCAAAGAAAAACUGGUUAAUGGAUUCUCAUGCUGUGUUCCCCGCUUGAAUGAUUCUUUUGUGCGCUGCAACAUGGAUACUGCAAAUACACCCGCAACUGACCGCGCUUUUUCUUAUACAUGAGAUGUGGGAAUAACCAAGAUUCAAGUUCACCGCUGUGGACCUGCUGUUUUUGACACAAAUACAUCUUGAUCUUUCUGCGUGUACAAGGACUGCUUUUUGUUACCUUUUCCGGCUAAUGAUCGGGCGGAGGUCUGAUUAUUCUGGAUUGAUGAAGCUUGGUUGUAUCGAUCAAAGCGAUUGCGAAAACUGGGAUACCGCACUUGUAUUUAUUGUUUACGGCGCGUGCGUAGUUCGUACACUACAACACUGGUUCUAUUCUGUUAACCAUGAUCCGUGGCAAUGCUUUGUCAAAGAAAUCCCAGUGGCAGUCAGCAAUCGACGACAGCUUGAUUGAAGAAAUUACCUUUUAACUGACUUUUGCUGUAUGUUGGUGAAACGGUUAAUUUUAAUCAAUUCCUUGAGGAUUAGACAGCGCGGUUCGUGUACUGUAUUCUGAAUGGAAGCGGAUGAUGAGUUAUGCCAGGAUAAAACCGAUCCGGAAUUAUGCGUGGAAUAUAUGCAAACCUCUAAGACCUUAUGUGCGUUGGAAUUUGUCAAUGACACAGAACGGUUAACAGCAACAGGAAAGCUGUUUUGCGAAGCCAACUGGAAUGUUGCGUCCUGCUGGCCACCGGUGGAAGCCGGAAUGCUGGCGGUAAUUCCCUGCCCAGAGGAAUGGAACGGAAUCAGAUAUACGUACGUUACAGAAGCCAAUGUAAGCCGGCAGUGCUUUGAAAAUGGAACAUGGGAUCGCUGGAGUAACUACAGCGAAUGCCUUAGCCAGGGCCGAACCGAUUAUACUGCUGUUCCCGGCGCGUCACCGGAUAUUAUCAAUUUGAUAAGUACCGUCCUCCAUUACUUUGGUUAUUCCUUAUCGUUGGCAACGUGUAUAUUGGCCAUUUGCAUUUAUGCCAAAUUUCGGACGCUCUGCCGUCUCCGCAAUGUGAUACAUUUGAAUCUCAUAACGACCUACGUCUUUUCGGCUUCCGUCUGGAUGACAAUGACCUUAUUUUUCUACUUUAAAAGUCAACAAAAUUUCCAGUCUAACGAGGAGAAGAUGGAGUUCUCCGAAGAAAGGGAAUUUCCCAUCAUAAAACGGAAUAUCCUCCAUGGAAUGAUAAUUGCCUUUACGUACUGCCAAAUGACAACGUUUUUUUGGACAUUUUGUGAAGGAUUAUAUAUGACUUGUAUACUGUUCAAACCGCACAAAUUGGAACAGUUGACCUUUUGGCCGUUUGGGGCAAUAGGAUGGUUACUUCCGGCUAUAAUCACGCUAAUAUGGACACUGGUGAAAGUUAAUUAUGAGGAAAAUGUUAACUGGCUGAGUACGGAAUUGAUGUCGCCAUAUAAUUUCAUUUUCAUUGCACCAGUUCUGACGGUUCUCAUGGUGAACUUAAUCCUUUUAUUCCUGUCACUUCACACAAUCCUGAAGAAACAAUCUGGCAGGAUAUCGCAGCCGUCAUCACUGGUGGGCCGGGGUGUACGCAGUUUCCUGAUCCUCAUGCCACUUCUGGGAUUAACAUACGUUAUAGUCCUCGUGCAGCCCAAUGAUCCCGCCGUUGUCAAAGCCGUCUUCCAGAUCAUCACAGCCAUCCUACUGCCCAUACAGGGAUUUUUUGUUGCCGUUCUGUAUUGUUUCUGUAAUCGUCAAGUGCGCGGCCUGUUGAAAGUGCAUUGUUAUCGGAAGGUCAUGCGCUUCGGCUGCUUCCGGUCUGUGCCGGAAUCCACGGUGAAAGUAAGAGAAUACUCAUCCGGUAAUCAGCCGAAUUUUGAUGCACGGAGUUUUCGUGGCAACCACAACGAGUAUCAGUAUUAUUUACGGACCCGCAAAAGUCAGGAGCGUUUUGCUAAUACGGAAUCCUUUCGAUUUGAUGGGCGGAGUGAAUCACUAAAGCUAAACCGAUUAAGUUCACGUUCAUCAAAGGCCAAAUUCCCGGUGGUCGUUGUGUAGCCCGUACUGCUGGGGGAUUUUGAACUUUCUAAUCUUAGUACUAUCCGGUUUCCCAUGAGAUUACCGCCCACGGAUUACGUGUUUUCAGUCCGGUGAUUUGACUAAUACUGCAUUCCCGUACGGAACAGAACGGUCUAAUUAAAAUUUUGAUAUUUAUUUUAAAUGCGACUGUAUCGCUUACAACAGUAGAAACGUGACCAGCAAUUACUUUAAGAAGGCAAACAUAAUUAUAGCUGCUUGUGCAAUCGACUUUAUUGAUUUCGAUGCAGCAACGCAUAGUUGCUGAACCGAACCUACAGAGUACCUAAUUAAUUGAUUCCAGCGUUGAUGCAGUGCAAACAGGUUCAUAAUUCAUAGUCAUUACCAAUUUACCGACAUUAAUACCCAAUAUCACAAUGAAUUAUUUAAAACGACAACAAAGAAUCCAGGGUUGUCUCAAUGAGCAAGAUUUGCGGUUUUGGCUAAAGCAUAAAAUAAACUAUCUUUGUUCAUGAGCAAAUUAUUUGGAGUAUCGAAUUCUUGAAUUUUCCCGUUUUCCAGUACCAUGAUUCUGCAAUAAGAAAAAUUUGUGCAAAAUUGUUUCCGUGGAAUGACUUCGUAAUCGCCACGAGUGAGUAGUACUAUCACUAGUAAUGUACAGUUCCAAUGAAAGGUAAAAAAAACUUACG
This is a messenger RNA of Paramacrobiotus metropolitanus, 3338 nucleotides long. RefSeq names its product corticotropin-releasing factor receptor 2-like. Gene Ontology annotation, cellular component: plasma membrane. Lineage: Eukaryota; Metazoa; Tardigrada; Eutardigrada; Parachela; Macrobiotidae. Gene Ontology annotation, molecular function: peptide hormone binding; G protein-coupled peptide receptor activity. Gene Ontology annotation, biological process: adenylate cyclase-modulating G protein-coupled receptor signaling pathway; cell surface receptor signaling pathway. The record is from RefSeq and is a predicted model, not a curated record. The coding region runs from base 1177 to 2670 and encodes 497 amino acids. The transcript is spliced from 10 exons.